Messenger RNA from Caenorhabditis bovis, 633 nucleotides. NCBI's taxonomy places the organism in Eukaryota, Metazoa, Nematoda, Chromadorea, Rhabditida, Rhabditidae. The record is from the annotation of a GenBank genome assembly.
AUGGAUAGUCGGGCGUCGACAUCGGCCGGUGCACUCCGCGCUCUUGCUCUUGAGCUUAAAAAUCUGCAAUCGCAGCCGGUCGAGGGGUUUACGAUAGACGCGAAUGAAGAUAACUUGUUCGUUUGGACCGUUGGAAUUUAUGGACCACCGAAAACACUCUAUCAGGGAGGCUAUUUCAAAGCGUCGAUUCGUUUCCCGUCCAACUAUCCAUAUUCUCCACCAUCAAUGAAAUUUUUGACAAAAGUCUGGCAUCCAAAUGUUUACGAGAAUGGCGACUUGUGUAUCAGUAUCCUUCAUGCGCCGAUCGACGAUCCGCAAAGUGGCGAAUUGCCGUGCGAGCGUUGGAAUCCCACACAAAGUGUUAGAACGAUACUACUUUCGGUUAUAUCAUUGCUCAAUGAGCCGAACACUUCAUCUCCGGCGAAUGUCGACGCGUCGGUGAGCUACAGAAAGUGGAAGGAGGGAACUGAUUCUGAAUACUCAAAUAUUGUUAGAAAACAAGUUGAAGAAUCUAAAUUGAUUGCUCAGCGUGAUGGAAUUGUUGUUCCUGAAACCAUAGAAGAAUAUUGCGUGAAAUGGGCUCCAGCGCAUGAUGAUAUGCUUGACGAUUAUGGUAUGUUCCAUAUAAAAUAG